AUGUUAAGAACAUUGGCAAUAUAUUUGGAAUACAUAAACUUUUCCGCCUCUUCUCACCCAACAGUACCAUUUAAUUGGUACGAUUGGAAAAAUUUGGGGGAGAAUAUAGACUUUAUUAUUAAAAUGGAUAAAGCUUCUAAACCAAACUGUGAAUUUUUAAUAAACAGGUACCAUCCAAGAAGUAAACUAAAAUAUUACGAAGUUCAAUAUGGGCAACCCAUCAUUAGGGAAAAUAGAAACCUUGCUUUAAACAUUUAUGAAUAUUCCGACGAAGAUUUGAUCAGAGAACAGAGCGAAAGUCAACUUGAAAGAGAACAAUACUGUAUCAAAAAGGACUCAAACGUGUUAGGUUUCGAAAUUAAAAAUUUUUUCACGGAUUGUAUGCCUGAGGUUUUAAGUAUCCAAAGUAGUGCAUAUUUAUUUCAAGGUGGUAAUUCUCCUCUGAGCAUCACCAUAGUAAAUUCCCGUCUCCAUAAAUCAAAACAAUUUACGGUUGAACAUUCGGACCAUCCGAUAUUAAGCAAACCCAACAUUUUGUUCAAUUACUUGCAGAAUGAAAAGGGCGGUGAUUUUGACAUUGACAUUGCUGAAAAAUUUGACCAAAUUUUCUCCGACCAUGGUGAUAAUGAUAAAAAGUUGCCUAAACUGUCAAACUAUCUGAAGAGGUUUGUUACUAACACAUCUUAUCAAGAAGAGGAUUAUGAAGCUUUAGGGGUUAUUGAUGCUCAUAAGAUGAAUUUCCGAGAAUCCUUAGAAUUUGUUUCCACUCAAAAAGCCACGACAACCGAAUUUAAAUAUUUCAAAGAGCCUAAAAAGUUGCAACUGUAUAAAAAGUUGGACAAUCCAGGGUAUACUACUCAUAUUGACACCAGAUUCUUUAAUUACCCAAUUUUAACAAUGCACGAUAGACUACCGAUUUUGCAUGGUCUAGUUAAAGCCUGGUUUGAAUUCCUUGAAUAUUCUACCGAUUUCUCAAGUUGGAUAGCACAUGGGUCACUAUAUGCAUACAUGUAUAAUGGUGCGCAGUUUCCGUGGGACUUGGAUCAUGAUAUCCAAAUGCCUAUUGAUGAUUUAAUAAGAUUGUCAGUGAAAUAUAACCAAAGUCUAAUCGUAACAAACUCUGGUUCAGUUUGUUUUCUUGACAUUUCACCCUUUAUUUUAAAAGGUCGUCAUUUUUCUGGAGGUUUUCACAACCAUAUUGAUGCAAGAUUUAUCGAUGUAACUACUGGAUUGUAUAUCGACAUUACGGGUGUUGGUUUUAGCGGUGAUAUUUAUGAGGACGAACCACACGCUAAUGUUCGGUUGUCUUUAGAAUUUGGCAAAAACAUUUUGGAUGGUGGUAACGAUAUAUAUGAAUUCAAUAUGCAGAAUGGAAUUGUAAAUUGUAGGAACAGACAUUUUGCUAAAAUUGACGAUUUAUUACCUACUAGAAGGGCAAACUUUGAAGGUGUUACUGUUAAUAUUCCUAAUAAGCCCGUUAAUUUGUUAAGGGACGAGUACAGAAUAAUUUCAUUUUUGUAUGGGCCCGGUUUGCAAUAUAAAGGGUACAAUUUUAUUCCUGAACUAAGAUCAUGGUUGAAAUAUGAUUGGAUUAAGGGGAAGCUUGGAAUUUCAGAGGGGAAAAGACUUGGUGAAUUAAGCUUUAUUGAUGACUUACUUCCGUUUUUUCAUAAAAGCAGCGAGUUUUUCAAGGGCCAUGAAGAUGAACUGAUACACCUACUCAAUUUGCAGAGGGUCGCCAUAAAUAGAUUUGAAGUAAUAGGAAUUGAACAAUUAUGGUCGGACGACGUAGAGAAGGACCAAUAUAAUGGGUAUACUGAGGAGAUUAUGAAAAAGAAACUAGAAUUAAGCGAUGUACUGUCUAAUAAGGAUUUGAAGAAUCCUAUGUACAAGAGUUCUUCUCUGAUUGAUGUCAUUUACCACCAAAAAUGGGAGGAAGACUUGAAAAACUUUAAAUUAACCUCACCAGAUUUCAAGACUUUGAAUGAGUUCUGGUAUUCCAAAAAUAUUUAUUUGACGUCGCUGAAAGCCGUUGUUGAUCAAUUAAAGUUUGAUGUUAUCAAUGAUUACAUAUUUCAUAAGUAUUUGGUGAAUGAAUAUAAAGUGAUCAAAGGGGAUUAUGAUUAUCUUGAUCAAAUUAAACAUAAUAAUGAAGAAGAAGAAGAAGAAGAUGACAGCGGUGGAAUAUAUUUACAAAAUAAACAAAGUUUGCGAGACUUUGUUAGACCCAUAUUUGUAAUGGAGUUAAGUAAGAAUGAUGGUUCUCCUGAAAAGAAAAGACCCAAACCUUUUAUUAAAGAUAGACUUUACUUGGAACUGUGA
Molecule: messenger RNA, 2322 nt
Organism: Saccharomycodes ludwigii
Lineage: Eukaryota; Fungi; Ascomycota; Saccharomycetes; Saccharomycodales; Saccharomycodaceae
Exons: 1
Coding region: 1-2322 (773 amino acids)
Source: RefSeq, a predicted model, not a curated record